AUGUCGACGCCAGACCUACGACCGACCAUCGACCCAGAGAGAUCAACGAGUCGACACAGAAGUCCUUUCAUGGGCAGACCACUGGCAAAAGCACCAACUCCUUCCAUCAAUGGGACACGGUGGAUGGACAAGCAAGAGACGAGAUCGUUGAGCCAGGCUCUGCAUGAUAUGGAUUUAGAGGAGGAGAGGAAGAUUCACUCCGCGGCACAAGACGAGGCAGCGGAGCUGGUCUAUAAACACAGGAAUCCGGACAAGGCGAACGCAGCAUAUGCCAAUCCCGAUCUCAAGGACUAUCGAUCACAUCUCCGAAAAGGCAGCUACCAGCGCAGCCACAGCACGGUAAAGGAAGACAUCGCUGUCGCUCACCGACGAUCCAGCAGUGAAAGCGUACGAAUUGUCAGUGGCGAGAAGAAGAUGUUUAUGCAUCCGAAUGAUAAGAUCUGGGAGGAUCCCGGCGAGGAUGAUAACUCGACAACGGAUGAAGGACGCCCGGCCUCCCAGUCGUCCGUCGUGCGAGUGAACCAUGCGAGAAUCACGGAGGAAAGGAUCCCCUCUCUUCCUCCUGCGACGAUCUCACCUCUGCCGUCAUAUGUGAGGAAGAAUCCCUUUGCGAGGGUGAGAGCGCAGAACGAGCGGAUGGAACGUUCAAACUCUGCACCGACAUUGCAGACUCUUCCUCCGGCGCCGGUUCUACGCCAUGACAGGGUUGAGAUCCAACGCAACGCUCCCAGCCAAAGUCGAAACCCGUGGUAUGUCUCCAACGAGCCAUUACCGCCGACUCCACCACCCGCAGCAGAACAAGAGGCCGACGAGGUCGCGCCGAAAGGGAGUGGAAGUCGGAAUGGAACGCCCACGAAGGAUGGAAAGGAGAUUCGAGGAGAUGAUAUUCGUGCGGCGACGAGCAAGACGAGAAAGGACUAUAGUCCGAAUCUACCCCGGCCGACGAUAGUGAGCGAUAAGCCCGGGCGACCGAUCGUCAGCUUUGAGAAGAGGGCGAAGGAAAUUGUGUUGGAACCUGAGCAAAGUGCUGAAGUGCGGAGGAGAUCAUCUUCUUCGCAAUGGAAUGCGGUCCCUCAAAUCACCUUUGACGACGCUCCUGGCCCAUCGAUACCAACGAUCAACCUCCCGGACGACCCUUCGAUCCCGACCAUCAACUUUCCAGACGAUGACACGACUCCAUCAAUCUCCAUCAACGACACUCCAACCAAGUCCACGUCCAGUCCUCGCUCCAAUACCCCUCAACGACCUCUCCCUCACCACUCCGCCUCCGCGCCCGUUCCCCAGGUAUCCCCCAAAUCCACACCGCACUACACCCCGUCCCACCGCACCACGCCCAGCACCCUCUGCGCGCACUGCGCCCUCCCCAUCGCUGGCCGCAUCCUCUCCGCUUCCGGCCAACGUUUCCACCCCGCCUGCUUCACCUGCUACACCUGCAGCACCAACCUCGAAUGCGUCGCCUUCUACCCCGAACCCGAAUCCGCCUACAACGACCGCCUCGCCCAACAAGCCGACGACACUUCCCCCCGCUUCUACUGCCACCUCGACUACCACGAAUCCUUCUCCCCCCGCUGCAAAACCUGCACCACCCCCAUCGAAUCCUCCGCCAUCGUCGCGUGCGGAAACACCUACCACCCGUCCCAUUUCUUCUGCGCGCAGUGCGGCGAUCCAUUCGAUCAUAGCACGCCGUUUGUGGAGAAGGAUGGGUAUGCAUGGUGUGUCGGGUGUCAUGCGCAUCGCACGGCGCCGAAGUGUGGAGGGUGUAGGAAGCCGGUGUUGGAGGUUGUGGUCAAGGCGUUGGGGAGAGACUGGCAUGAGGGGUGUUUUUGUUGUGGAGGGUGUGGAGGCGGUUUCGGGGAGGAGGGGAGGUUCUUUUUGAGGGAGGAGGAGGGGGGCAGGGAGGGGGUGGUUUGUGUUGGGUGUGAGGAGAGGAGGUUGAAGGCUUGA
This is a messenger RNA of Zymoseptoria tritici IPO323, 1944 nucleotides long. RefSeq lists its product as uncharacterized. Lineage: Eukaryota; Fungi; Ascomycota; Dothideomycetes; Mycosphaerellales; Mycosphaerellaceae. The transcript is spliced from 4 exons. The coding region runs from base 1 to 1944 and encodes 647 amino acids. Gene Ontology annotation, cellular component: nucleus; Z disc. Gene Ontology annotation, molecular function: transcription coregulator activity. The record is from RefSeq and is a predicted model, not a curated record.